AUGUUGACAAUAACAACAAGAAGAGCAUUAUUAUCUGUUAGACAUAUUUAUAACAACAUUAGAGCAUAUAGCAAUAGUAGUAACAUUAGUAAUAAUAAUAAUAAUAAGAUGCCAGGAAAUGUACCAAUAACAAAGAAGAUUGAUACUCUUCGACAGUUGAUGAACAAGCAUUCAUACACUUGUUAUGUGGUGCCAAGUGAUGAUGCUCAUCAGAGUGAAUAUGUAACUGAGCAUGAUCAGCGUAGAGCAUACAUUAGUAACUUCACAGGUAGUGCUGGCACUGCUGUAAUCACCACCGAACAAUGCUAUCUAUGGACCGACGGUAGAUAUUGGCUUCAAGCAUCACAACAGCUUGACCCAUCAUGGAAGGUCAUGAAGGAUCGUGUCGAAGGUGAGCCAUCAAUCGAGGAGUUUAUAUCAAAGUCAAUGCCUGCAACAACUAUUGUUGGAAUGGAUAGCAGAUUGAUUUCAAAGGGUGCCUUUGAGAAGUUUAAGAAGACAUUGGCAAAGGGACAGGAGGUUGUUACAUCGGAGAACAACUUGAUUGAUCAGGUCAAGGAGGAGUUGAAGUCUUUGGAGCCAAUGACCACUCAGCCAACUGAUCCAAUCUUCUUCCUGCCCGAGACAUACUCUGGCAAGAGCAACACCGACAAGAUCAAAGAUGUCCAAGAUCGCAUGGCCAAAGAGAAUGUUGACUACGUCGUCAUCACUGCACUCGAUGAGAUUGCUAUGGAGGAGGAGAUGAACGUCAAGAACAACACUCAGCUGACCGAGUUCUCGGUGUCUGAAGUGCUCGAACAGUAUCGCACCAAGCAGAAGGACUUUGUCAGUCUGUCAUUCGCAUCGAUCUCCUCGAUCGGCUCCAACGGCGCAAUCAUCCAUUAUAAGCCCGAGGAGGACACCUGCAAGAAGAUCACCAAGGAGGUGUACCUGAUCGACUCGGGCGGCCAGUACAAGGACGGCACCACCGACGUCACGAGAACCACUCACUACGGCACACCAUCCCAACACGAGAUCGACUGCUACACACGCGUACUCAAGGGACACAUCCAGCUGUCGAUCAUCAAGUUCCCAGCAAAGGUCACUGGCAAGGACAUUGAUUGUGUGGCUCGCAUUGCUUUGUGGCAGGCUGGAUUGGACUAUGCACACGGCACCGGCCAUGGAGUUGGAUCAUUCCUGAACGUGCACGAGGGUCCACAAGGUAUCUCGAUGCGUCCAAACUCGACCAUUCUCCAUGCCAACAUGACCAUCACCAAUGAGCCAGGUUACUACGAGGAGGGCAACUUUGGAAUCAGGAUUGAGAACAUCAUGCUCACGGUCCCCGUCGAGACACAGUUCAACAACAGCAAGUUCUUGGGAUUCGAGUCGAUCACAAUGGUGCCCUACGAGCGCGACCUCAUCAACGUGUCGAUGUUGACCAACGAUGAGUUGGCAUUCGUCAAUCACUACCACGAACAAGUACAGUCCAAGCUUGCGCCACACCUAUCAAACGAUCAACGUGCACUGGCCUACCUCCAGAAGAAGACAGCCAAGAUUACUAGACAA
Molecule: messenger RNA, 1545 nt
Organism: Acytostelium subglobosum LB1
Lineage: Eukaryota; Evosea; Eumycetozoa; Acytosteliales; Acytosteliaceae
Exons: 3
Molecular function (GO): metalloaminopeptidase activity
Source: RefSeq, a predicted model, not a curated record